Molecule: messenger RNA, 2558 nt
Organism: Oncorhynchus keta (chum salmon)
Lineage: Eukaryota; Metazoa; Chordata; Actinopteri; Salmoniformes; Salmonidae
Product: cholesterol side-chain cleavage enzyme, mitochondrial
Exons: 9
Coding region: 129-1661 (510 amino acids)
Biological process (GO): cortisol metabolic process; cellular response to peptide hormone stimulus; glucocorticoid biosynthetic process
Cellular component (GO): mitochondrial inner membrane
Molecular function (GO): iron ion binding; oxidoreductase activity, acting on paired donors, with incorporation or reduction of molecular oxygen; monooxygenase activity
Source: RefSeq, a predicted model, not a curated record
GGAUACAGGAGAGGAGAGACACAGUGGAGAGGGCAUAGAGAGAGCACAGAGAGAGCAUAGAGCCGGAUGAGAAAAAGAAACAGACAGAAGAAGAGUUAGAAGAAGUGAGGUAGGAUAGAGACGCUGCUAUGAUGGUGAGGUGGAGUGUGUGUCGCAGUUCUCUGGCUCUGCCAGCAUGUGGACUACCCAGUGCCCGCCACAACUCCAGUAUGCCGGUGGUGCGCCAGGGUCUGUCCCCAGAUAACAGCAGUACGGUCCAGAACUUCAGUGAGAUCCCAGGUCUCUGGAGAAACGGACUUCUCAACCUCUACAGUUUCUGGAAACUAGACGGAUUCAGGAACAUCCACAGAGUCAUGGUGCACAACUUCAAUACCUUUGGUCCAAUUUACAGGGAGAAGAUAGGCUACUAUGAUAGUGUAAACAUUAUAAAGCCGGAGGAUGCAGCCAUCUUGUUCAAGGCAGAAGGACACUACCCCAAGAGGUUAACGGUGGAGGCAUGGACCUCAUACAGAGACUACAGGAACAGGAAAUAUGGAGUCCUGCUCAAGAAUGGGGAGGACUGGCGGUCCAACAGGGUGAUUCUGAAUAGAGAGGUGAUCUCUCCCAAGGUGCUGGGGAACUUUGUUCCUCUGUUGGACGAGGUUGGACAGGACUUUGUGGCCCGAGUACAUAAGAAGAUAGAAAGGAGUGGACAGGACAAAUGGACCACCGAUCUUUCUCAAGAACUCUUCAAAUACGCUCUGGAAUCUGUGGGUUCAGUUCUGUAUGGGGAACGUCUGGGCCUGAUGUUGGACUACAUCAACCCUGAGGCCCAACACUUCAUUGACUGCAUCUCUCUGAUGUUCAAGACUACCUCUCCCAUGCUGUACAUCCCCCCAGCCAUGCUGAGGAGGGUAGGAGCCAAGAUCUGGAGAGAUCACGUAGAGGCCUGGGAUGGCAUCUUCAACCAGGCGGACCGCUGUAUCCAGAACAUCUACAGGACGAUGCGUCAGGACACUAACACCCACGGGAAGUAUCCAGGAGUCCUGGCCAGCCUUCUGAUGUUAGACAAGCUGUCUAUAGAGGACAUCAAGGCCAGCGUCACUGAACUGAUGGCUGGAGGGGUAGACACGACAUCUAUCACCCUGCUGUGGACUCUAUAUGAGCUUGCCAGACACCCUGACCUCCAGGAAGAGUUGAGGGCUGAGGUGGCUGUAGCCAGACAGUCUACCCAGGGAGACAUGCUACAGAUGCUGAAGAUGAUACCGCUGGUCAAAGGAGCGCUGAAGGAAACACUGAGGCUUCAUCCAGUUGCAGUCAGUCUACAGAGAUACAUUACAGAGGAAAUCGUCAUUCAGAACUAUAACAUACCUUGUGGGACUCUGGUCCAGUUGGGUCUCUAUGCGAUGGGUAGAGACCCAGAUGUGUUCCCCAGACCUGAGGAGUACCUCCCGUCCCGCUGGCUGCGGACAGAGAACCAGUACUUCAGGAGCUUGGGCUUCGGGUUUGGACCCAGACAGUGUCUUGGACGGCGCAUAGCUGAGACGGAGAUGCAGCUCUUCCUUAUACAUAUGCUGGAGAACUUCAGAGUAGAUAAACAGCGUCAGGUGGAGGUGCACAGUACCUUCGAGUUGAUCUUGUUGCCAGAGAAACCCAUUCUUCUGACCCUGAAGCCUCUAUAGAGCGGCCAGUGAUAUCAUGAAGCCUCUACACAGUAGCUGGUGACAUCAUGCAGCCUCUACACAGCAGAGGGUGACAUCAUGAAGCCUAUACACAGUAGCUGGUGACAUCAUGCAGCCUCUACUCUGUAAGGUCAAAGCGUGAGAAAAAUUCGAACAUUGUUUUAAUAAAACAAUAAUAUAACUUGAUUAGUUUAUCUUUAUUUUGUGGUUGUCUGGUACUUUCUAACUAGCUAGGGCCAUCUACUUUAAGUGCUCCCUGUCUUCCCAGGAGCCUAAUUGGUAUGUGAACUGCUGACUGCUCAUCAUUUGCAGAUGAUCAACCAGGAUUAAGGGAAAGGGAAAUUUGACUAUUGUUGUUUUCGUAAUCAGUGGCUGUCUUGGAGGGGGAGUGGUUUCUCCUCUCCUAGGCAAUCAUCAAUUAGUACCGGAAGGUGUGCUCUUCACCUUUGGGAGGCAAUUGUUAUUAACAAUUCAGUCUCCCCUGUUUUCUCAGGGGCAGCUGUGUCAGUGGCAGUCUCUUAGCAAAAGUAAUAUUAUUUUCAUCAAACUAUGUUUUCUCUCAGUCUUAGAGAAUCUGGUCAUUGCGGUUGUGGCACAGGUCUACUUGAUCCAUCCUCAGUUAAAUCAUCAUUGGCCUCAUGGUGAAAUCCCUGAGCUGUUUCCUUCUUCUCCGGCAACUGAGUUAGGAAGGACGCCUGUAUCUUUGUAGUGACUGGGUGUAUUGAUACACCAUCCACAGUGUAAUUAAUAACUUCACCAUGCUAAAAGGGAUAUUCAAUGUCUUUUGUUUAAGCAUCUACCUUCUUUUCAACCCUUUCAAAACCUCCCUGGUCUUUGGGGUUAAAUAUGUGCAUGACAUUCGAUAGAGGGACCUUACAGAUAAUUGUAUGUGUGGGG